Spirodela intermedia is the source of this 4492-nucleotide messenger RNA. NCBI's taxonomy places the organism in Eukaryota, Viridiplantae, Streptophyta, Magnoliopsida, Alismatales, Araceae. The record is from the annotation of a GenBank genome assembly.
AUGGGCGACGUCAAGGUCUGCGCGCCGCCCCGUCCGGACGGCCUGUUCGUCGAGGAGGUUCCUUCGGGCUUCGUUUUACAGUCGUCGAAUCCUCAUCCUCUCACGAUUGAUGCCGACAACUGGCGGCUGGCGGAGAGGUUGACCGAAAGGAUAGUCCGGCGGAUUCAGCCCACCAAGCUGGCCGACGAAGGGAGGGGGAAGAUUGUGGAGCAUGUUCGAAGUCUGAUCAAAGGAGUCGCCGAUGCCGAGGUAUUUCCUGCGAUGGUCAUCGCCAUCCUCAUUUCAGUCGAAUCAUAGCUCAAGUGCUGGAUCUAUCUUCUUCGUUUCUGUUCCUGACUUCUCAGGAAGUUUCUUUGCCUGCUCUACCGGAUUUUCUGUUCUUCCAUUGCAAUUUAUCAAUGUUCGUCAUUAUCAAACUAACUUCUGUGUAAUCGAAUAUCCCUCUUCAUCUCAUUAGUUACAAGCCGAAUCAAUCCCAGUAGGGAUGAACUGGAUCUUCCAUCCUCCCCAUUUGUCUCUCUCCAUGGAGGAAGAUGGUCCGAAAUUUUUGUCAAGAGUAGUCACUUAUUAGUUACUGCAAAUAUGAACAUAUGAUUAUGACGAUGACUCAAUUUCACACAUUGCCAGUUAGUUUUUACAGCUGCUUUACAAUUAUUUUAGAUAUGAUACUUACCACUUUAGGUCGCAUGAACUCUACUUAUGCUCUCUACAUAAAAAAGCCCAAAAAACGAACACAAAUUGAACUCACACGUGAGUGGUUGUGCUUAUAAUAGUCGUUCAUUUUUUAUUAAAAAUAGAAGUAUGUGAUUAUAAAGAUGAGCCCAUUUUACUCGUUGCUGAUUUGUCUUGAGUUGGCAUCCACAUAACUAUUUCUGCUUGCUCAAUUAAAUUUUUUCCCAUGCAAGCUCCUCGUUUCAUUGCUUUUUCUUAAACGGUUGCGUCACUACGAAAAAUUAGUAGUUUGCAUGAAUCUGCCGUCAGAAGUUCCUCCUAGUGAUUGCCAUUAAUGUGUGUUGGUUUAAAAGAAAACAUGUUUAAUUGCUUCCCGUAUUAUAUUUCAUGCUGGGCACCCUAAUUUAUUUGAAAUGGUAUUUUAUUUUUUGUCAUUUUAAGUUGAAAUUAUAUUUGAUUCAGCGGCCUUCUGGAGGAUCUGGAUGGUUGCUUAUGCCGCAUUUUUGGGUGGGGAUUACGUUUGGAUUCAUGCCAUGAAUAUUUUGAUGGAAAGCUCUGAUGCUGAGGUCUGUUCUGAUCUUCUAUUUGCAGAUAUUCCCAUUCGGUUCAGUGCCCUUGAAGACGUAUCUUCCUGAUGGCGAUAUCGAUCUAACAGUGAUCAUAAGACAGGGAAAUGAGGAUUCCCUGUCCAAAAAUGUCCUGGCUGUUCUUCAGGACAGAGAGCAGAAAGGGAGUUCUCAGCUUGAAAUCAAGGAUGUACAGUAUAUUAAUGCUGAGGUGCCUCUCAUCGCCAUCUUGUUAGAAAUUAUUGCCUGGAAAGAAGUUCUCGAUGAUCGUACAAUAAUAUAUUUAUUUUCUUUGCAUGAUGGGGGGGCUCCCCCCAUCUCCCCCUUUUGCAUGUUCUUCGUGAAACUGCUGUGUCAUAGAUUCUUUCGUAUGGGAGUUUUAUCCUGUGGGGAGAUGAAUAAAUGAAGGAGAUUAGCAUCUUGAACACCUUAUGGUCUUAGAUUCGGCUUAAAAGGUAGAUGAAGAUGGUUUAGGCUGGGGAAAUUGAGAACGCCAACGUGGGAGUAAUCGGCGAUCGGGUUUUAUAAGUAGCAAAACCUGUAGCCGGGUUUUAUCUGGCAUGCAAGUACAAUCUGCCUACCAUCAGCAUUUAUCAUUAAAAGGUCAAUGCAUGUGUAGAAGUCAAUUCAAUGGGCCCAUUUUCAUUACCAUGGCGUUCCAAGGGCAAUGCCGAUCAAAGAUUAGAAAAAUGAUAGAGAAUUUUUUUUUAUUGAACUUUAUUGAGGAUGUGAGCACAGGGAGAUUCAUUCGGAGGGUGUUUUAAUAUAAUUUAAAAGCGUCCUAAUACAUCUUGGUCCAGCCAGAAAUUAAUGUGAAAGUUUACCUCUGGACUAAUAUUCCCAAAAAAAAAAAACAUUACGCCUCGAUAGAUUCAUCCUUUUAUUUUUUUAUAAGAUUCUGAGUAUUUUUUUUCAGGUCAAACUCGUGAAAUGCCUGGUUCAGAAUAUCCUGGUGGACAUCUCCUUCCAGCAGUCCGGUGGGCUCUGUACUCUGUGUUUUCUUGAGAAGGUAUGAUGGCCCAAGUGACAAGAAACCCAGAUUUACACCUAAUUUUCCUUGUGAUAAAUGGACCAAGAAAAAUAAUAAAUUGACAUUUUCUGGUUUCUGCAGGUGGAUCAAAUGAUCGGGAAAGACCACCUCUUCAAACGUAGUAUCAUCUUGAUCAAGGCCUGGUGCUACUACGAAAGCCGCAUUCUUGGGGCCCACCAUGGUCUGCUCUCCUCAUAUGCCUUGGAGACCUUGGUCCUCUACAUCUUCCAUGUCUUCCACUCGUCCUUGGACGGCCCUCUCGCAGUUUUGUACAGGUUCUUAGACUUCUUCGGCCACUUCGACUGGGACAAUUACUGUGUCAGCUUGAAUGGCCCGGUCUGUUUAUCUUCUUUACCAGACAUACUCGGUGAGCCCUCUCUCUCUCUUUCUCUCCAAAUUUAGUAGACUUGAUAGAUCUUCUGUGUGGGCCUGAGGUUUCAUAUGAUCACCAGCUGAGCCGCCGAGAAUUGAUGGAGAUGCUCGGCUGCUCUCGAGAGAUUUCCUCAAAACGUUUGAAGAUGAAUUCUUGACACCUCUUGCCUGGUCAGAGGGAAACUCCGGGUCUCGAUCAUUCCAUAAGAAGCAUCUGAACAUAGUUGAUCCCUUGAAAGCGAGCAACAAUCUUGGCCGCAGCGUGAGCAAAGGUACUGGAAUCAGGGUUUCUAUUUUCCCCAACGGAGCAUCUUCUUGGUUCAACGAAGCUCAUCGCCAAACACUAUUUAUUUGCUUUUUAAAUUCCUGGAUCUGAAUUGGUUCUCACGGACAGGAAAUUCCUACCGGAUUCGAAGUGCUUUCACCUAUGGCGCCCGCAAGCUUGGGAGAAUACUCACAUUGCCCAGAGAGAGAAUCGCCAAAGAACUCAACAAGUUCUUCAUGAACUCGCUGGAUCAUAGUGAUGGUGAACAAUUGCAUGAAGAAGAUUCAUCCCCAAUGGCUUCAGAAAGUGCACUCUCUGGUACUAGUGAGACCACUGGAUUGCCAUUAAAGACCAGAUGUGCCAGAGAAAUGGCUUUUGUCUCUUCUUCUAUCAGAUCCCAUGGAGUCGACAAACCUCAGGCUCAGGCUACAACAAGAAAUACUGGGCCCUCGCCCAGGAGGGUUUUUCAUGCCCCUCAUCAGUUCUUCUGCAGAGAAGAUGAAGCCACCCGCAGCAGUAAACCAGAGGGGAUUUCAACAUCUGAGAGCUCCAUGAAGACAACGUCUGCAGACAGGGAGGACGACCCAGGUGAGGAGCUUGCCAAGAAGCGUGAGGGCACGAUGGUCAGUGGUUACCAUGCAGAGUCUUCUCCCUUUUCAGAUCUCACUGGAGAUUACGACACCCACAUGAAGAAUCUUCAGUAUGCCGUGUGCUGCCUCGACAGACAGCCGUCCUCUUCCUUCUACACCAGGAAUCAGCAGGAGGGCCUCUCUCGACACAACAUGGUCCACCCUGUGAUCACCAACUGGAUGUUCCCUAGCCCAUUCCAUCCUGCCCCUGGCUAUUAUGGAUCGAGUGCCCACGUUGUUCAUUGUGGAUAUGGCCCAGAAAACAUCCCAAGGACUCGGGGGACAGGGACAUACAUCCCAAAUAUGGUAUGCCUGCUCUUCAUAAUUUCACCAAUAUCUCUCCCUCUUCCUUCCCUUUUUUCUCUCUGGGAGGAAAUCUCCAUAGGGACUCUUCCUCUGGCCGGUGAGUAACAUCCGGCUUCAUUGCCUCAUGAUGUUUACGCUCGUCUCGUCUCUGUAGAACCAUUGGAUGUACAAGGAGAGGGACCCACCGGCGAGAGGAAAGGCUGAGGCUCAUGCAAGUCAGAGGACCCCGGGGGAUAGCACUGGCCGUGAACGGCUAUCACAUGAAAGUACUUCUGGGUCGAAUUGUCAACGGGGUCCAGGUCAGCUGGGGCUGGAUCAGGCUCCAUGCUCUACUUUUACUGGGUUCACGCAGCCAAAUGUUUCCUCCCCCACACUUGAGACUGGAGCUGGAGCUGGACCUGGACCUGGACCUGAACUUGGGAUCUCACACGAGCCGGUGGCCAUUCCUGGAAGAGGGGCUCUGUCCAAAAUAGUGGGGAGCUCCGCUGAAGAAAGGUUUGCAGCUUUAAUGCCACCUGGUGUUUCUCUCUGAACUACCAGAAAGAUUCAUGGAGUGGGAACUGACAAUCCCUCGCAACUGAUCUGCAGGCCAAUGGGAUCUUCUUCGUAUCAGCUGAAGAAUGAGGAUGACUUCCCACCUCUUCUAUCAUAG